AUGGAAGGCUCAAUAUUUGUCUAUGGGAGGCAGACACACUCUCAUCAAUUCAGUGCUAAACUCCCUUCCUACUUAUGUCAUGUCAUUAUUUCCAUUACCCCCAAAGUUCUGAAGAACCUGGACAAAUUAAGGAGGGACUUCCUUUGGCAUGGAUGCAAAAAAAUUAAAGGUUAUAACCUAGUCAAAUGGGAGAUAACCUUGAAAAGCAAAGACAAAGGAGGUAUGGGUAUUAGAGAUCUAAGGAAACAAAACAAUAGUCUUUUGAUGAAAUCGUUAUGGAGGUAUAAUGAAGAGGGGCAAGCUUUAUGGAAGGAUGUCAUCAGAUCCAAGUAUGGUGAGUACAAUCCUUGGUGCAAUAAUGUUAGUGUUGAUGCCUAUGGGGUGGGGGUUUGGAGAACUAUCAGAAACUUAUGGAAAAAACUUGAAGCUAAUACGUACAUUGCAGUGGGAAAUGACAGGAGAACUAAGUUUUGGACAGAUGCGUGGAACAAACAGAUUCCUCUAAAAGAAUCCUUUCCAGAUCUGUUCUUACUAUGUAGUAAUCCUGAUGCAAAUAUCAAUGAAUGUUGGACAACACAAGGGUAG
Molecule: messenger RNA, 585 nt
Organism: Solanum stenotomum
Lineage: Eukaryota; Viridiplantae; Streptophyta; Magnoliopsida; Solanales; Solanaceae
Exons: 1
Coding region: 1-585 (194 amino acids)
Source: RefSeq, a predicted model, not a curated record